Aspergillus saccharolyticus JOP 1030-1 is the source of this 1955-nucleotide messenger RNA. Its product is annotated as hydroxymethylglutaryl-CoA synthase. Gene Ontology annotation, biological process: ergosterol biosynthetic process; acetyl-CoA metabolic process. NCBI's taxonomy places the organism in Eukaryota, Fungi, Ascomycota, Eurotiomycetes, Eurotiales, Aspergillaceae. Gene Ontology annotation, molecular function: hydroxymethylglutaryl-CoA synthase activity. Bases 432 to 1529 code for a protein of 365 amino acids. The record is from RefSeq and is a predicted model, not a curated record. The transcript has a single exon.
GGGACCCUUGAGGGAGAACAGUAUGUCUCCCAAUCCGCACUGGAGAAAUACAUGGGCGUCAGCGAGGGCAAACACACCAUCGGCCUGGGACAGACGAACAUGAGUGUCUGCGAUGAUCGCGAGGGUAUGCUUCAGUCAUCCUAACCCUAUUCCUCUCCAUCCUGCUCUGUCGAUCGGGAUACUACCUACCCACAAGUCGUUCCGGGGGAGAACCCCCGGACCCCCCUUCCUUUCAGCUUCCUGGUCACUCCCCACCCUCAGCCCCAGGCAAGAUUCACAAAGACUGAAAAAAAAUAGACAUCAACAGCCUAGCCCUAACAACCGUCUCUCACCUCCUCACCCACCACGCCAUCCCCCCUACCUCGAUCGGCUACCUCUCCGUCGGCACCGAAUCCCCCCUCGACCGCUCCAAAUCCACCAAAACCGUCCUCAUGCAGCUCUUCCACCCCUCCAACCCGGACAUCGAGGGGGUCGACACCUCCAACGCCUGCUACGGCGGCACCGCCGCGCUGUUCGCCGCGGUGGCCUGGCUCGAAUCCUCCGCCUGGGACGGGCGGGACGCGAUCGUCGUCUGCGGGGACAUCGCCGCGUACCGGCGCGAGGAUGCGGCGGCGCGCCCGACAGGCGGGGCGGGGUGCGUGGCGAUGCUGAUCGGGGCGGAGGCGCCGGUGUGUCUGGCGGGCCCGCGCGCCUCGUACAUGCGGCAUGCGUGGGACUUCUUCAAAGCGGACUUUGCGCGGGAGGGCCCCUUUGUGGAUGGCCCGGGGUCCGGGAGGUGUUAUUUGGAGGCGGUGGAUGCGUGUUACCGUUCGUGGUGCGAGAAGGUGCUCCGGGAGGAGGGGGAGGAGGAGGGGGCGGAGCAGAGCGGGCCGGGGACCGGGGGCAGACAGGUUGGCAUCGAUGCGUUCGAUUACUUCCUCUUCCACGCGCCGAACUGCAAGCAAGUGGCCAAAGCGUACGCCCGGCUGCUGUGGAAUGACUUGCUGCGCGCGGGCGAGAGCAUCCUCCCCCCGGAGCUGCGGGGGCUGGUCGACGGCGACAGGAAGGUGGAUGACGAGAGCACGCGCGCGAACAAGCCGCUGGAAAAGGCCCUCAUGCAGUUGACGCAGGCCCGCUUCGAGCAACGCGUGAGGCCCGGGUUGCUGCUGCCCGCCCAGUGCGGGAAUAUGUACACCGCUAGCUUGUACUCCGGGCUGGCCAGUCUGUUGGCUUCGGUCCCCAGUGAGCAGCUCCAGGGGAAACGCAUCGGGAUGUUCAGCUACGGGAGCGGGCUGGCCAGUUCCCUGUUCACGGUGACGAUCAGGGGGGAUACGAGUGGCAUGGCGCAGCGGUUGGAUCUGCACAGGCGGCUGGCGGCGCGGGUGUCCGUCGAGCCCGAGGUGUGGGAUGAGAUGUCGCGGCUGCGCGAGGGGGCGUACCAGCAGAAGGAUUAUGUGCCCAAGGGAGAGGUGGAGGCGUUGCUGCCGGGGACGUAUUAUCUAAAGUAUGUGGAUGCGGUGUUUCGGAGGGAGUAUGAGGUUAGGGUUUAGCUGGAUGGAUGGAUGUGUACAGUGUCGGUGGAGCUACAGUAGUGAGCAAGCACAGGAUAGUGGAUUGGAUCUUGGAGAGUAUACUGUCGCUUUCCUCCAUGCAACUAUCACCAAAUUAAUGGUUAAUAUUUGUGGAAAGGUGGAUGGUGGCAGGAAUGCUACACACCCUGCGAAUCGCUGGAUAUCUGGCCGAAGUACUACUCCGUGCGACGGACCAGCAGGGUUUCCCCAACAUUAGCUUGUCGAACCAGGUUUCCGCCCGACUGCACAAAACAGGAUGAAGCGUCUGAUUUAAUUCGUGGUAGCGAGUAGAUACUGCAGAUAUGACAGGCCAGCCAGGGAUUCCAUCCAUGGUUCAUCGAAGAAGGUCGAGUCUCUUGACGUCAGGAUGCGAAGGUCAAAGUCGACUUCACUGCUCUUCAAAGA